Messenger RNA from Lithohypha guttulata, 1659 nucleotides. RefSeq lists its product as uncharacterized. Gene Ontology annotation, molecular function: amino acid transmembrane transporter activity. Gene Ontology annotation, cellular component: membrane. Gene Ontology annotation, biological process: amino acid transmembrane transport. Bases 1 to 1659 code for a protein of 552 amino acids. NCBI's taxonomy places the organism in Eukaryota, Fungi, Ascomycota, Eurotiomycetes, Chaetothyriales, Trichomeriaceae. The transcript has 4 exons. The record is from RefSeq and is a predicted model, not a curated record.
AUGAAGGAAGAGAAUAGCUCCGCUGAAGCCGUCUACGUCGAUGCUGAGGCUCAAGAUGACCUCAAAGCUGGCAAUUCUGGCCAUACUGGAGAUGCGAUGCUCACUGCAGGACAUGGAGGGGAGACACAACGUGGCAUGAAAUCGAGGCAUAUCCAGUUUCUUGCGCUCGGCGGUGCAAUUGGUACUGGUCUUUUUGUUGGUUCGGGUUCGAUCCUAUCGACGGUCGGACCUGCGCCUCUAUUGAUGGCAUACCUCUCAAACAUGAUUAUCGUCUGGGUCGUGAUGAACGACCUCGCCGAAAUGGUCACAUAUUUACCUAUGAAAGGUAUUACUAUUCCAUACUUUGUUGGUCGUUAUGUCGACAAGAGUCUUUCGUUCGCGUCAGGGUACAAUUACUGGUAUGCCUACUCGAUUCUUGUUGCAGCUGAAGCUGUAGCGGGAGGUAUCUUGCUGAGCUAUUGGGCACCAAACGUCAAUCCUGGUGUAUGGAUCACUAUCUUCCUAGUUUUGGUCUUCGCCCUCAACAUGAUCGCGGUGUCCUUCUUUGGUGAAGCAGAGUUCUGGUUCGCCUCAAUCAAACUCAUUACAAUCACUGGUCUGAUAAUCCUGGGAUGGGUACUCUUCUUUGGAGGCGGACCGAAUCAGGAUGGGGUGGUUGGGUUCCGCUACUGGAACAACCCAGGUGCAUUCAACGAAUACCUGGUCGCUGGUAGUACCGGAAGAUUUCUUGCUUAUUGGACAGCCUUCGUUCGAGCAGGCUUCGCGUUCAUAACUUCGCCGGAACUGAUCGCACUUGCUGCUGGUGAGGUCCUCGCACCACGAAGAAACAUUCCAAAAGCUGCGAGACGAUACGUAUAUCGCCUCUUGUUGUUCUAUGGCAUGGGAUCCUUCAUCAUUGGAGUCAUUGUGCCAUUCAACAACGAACGCCUCUUAUCCCCAGAGUCCAAUGCCAGCGCCUCACCGUUUGUCAUUGCCAUCCAGAAUGCUGGCAUCGGCGGACUGAACCACGUCAUCAAUGCGGCGAUUCUCACCUCAGCCUGGUCUGCUGGUAAUGCCUUUCUCUACUCGGGCUCAAGAAUUCUCUAUGGCCUUGCACUCUCCGGCCAGGCACCAAGGUUCUUCGGCCGGACUACGAAAAGAGGAAUUCCUUGGGCUGCAGUGCUCGUAACAUGGCUUCCAGGGUGUCUAGCUUAUCUUACAGUAUCCGAUACCAGUGCCGUGGUUUUUGAUUGGUUCGUUAACAUCUCGACAAUAAGUGGUUAUGUAGCCUGGAUCGUGUGUCUCAUCACAUACCUGCGCUUCCGCGAGGCGUUAUCUCAUCAAGGCCUCCUACAUACUCUGCCUUACAAAACGCCAUUCCAGCCAGCUGCUACCUGGAUCGUUCUCGUCGUAUUGACUAUCUUGACAAUUACGAACGGCUUCCAGGUCUUCUUUCCUUCGAAUUGGUCCAUAUCUGGUUUCUUAGCAGCAUACAUUACCAUACCAAUCUUUCUGGCACUCUACCUCGGCCAUAAACUUGUUCGAAGGACAAAAUUUUACAUCGGGGUAGCCGAUAUCGAUGUUAUCUCCGGCAAGAAGGAGAUGGACGAGUAUUGUGCAUUAGACGAAGAACCUGUUGCUAGAAACUGGCUACAUAAAUGCUGGCUGUGGCUCGCAUAA